Messenger RNA from Rhizoctonia solani, 1854 nucleotides. RefSeq names its product transcription factor Opi1. Bases 1 to 1854 code for a protein of 617 amino acids. Gene Ontology annotation, cellular component: endoplasmic reticulum; nucleus. The record is from RefSeq and is a predicted model, not a curated record. The transcript has 5 exons. Lineage: Eukaryota; Fungi; Basidiomycota; Agaricomycetes; Cantharellales; Ceratobasidiaceae. Gene Ontology annotation, molecular function: transcription corepressor activity. Gene Ontology annotation, biological process: endoplasmic reticulum unfolded protein response; phospholipid biosynthetic process; regulation of transcription by RNA polymerase II.
AUGCCAACUGCUAGUGAUGCAUCUCCAACUACCACCUCUACCGACCACAUGCAGGCGACUGGAAUUAUUGACGAGCAUGAUGCGGAUGUGCUCAUGGCCGUCCAGGCCCUCGGGGAUAUGAGGAGCCAGGGCACCGCAGGUUCGCCGCUCUCACCGAGCAGAAGUGAUACAAGUAGGUUGGCUCAGUCACAGACCAUGCCAGUCGACUCUAGCAUGCUCCUCGAAGACGAGACACGGGACCAGGUCGUUGCAAUUAAUGGAGACUUUGUUUCCCGCGUUUCGACCCUGCCCCUCGUCACUUCGAUGCUCAGUGCGUAUUCACAGACCAAGGCGAGCUCUAGGGUAGUCAAGUACGGUGCGCAGAUGGUUGAAUCUUCAGUCAAGACGAUAAGCAAGCCCGUCAUGAACCGGCUGCCCACGGCUCAGUUGGACGAAUUUGCCUGUCGCCAAUUGGAUAGAUUGGGACAACGUUAUGGUCGAGUCGAGAGUCCUCGUGACGACGGUUUAUCACCUCUUCCAGACGAGAACACUCGCAGUUCGACCCCUCGGUCUCCUGACCCAGGCCCUCCCAGGGGACGCAGCUUGGAGCGACGCACGUCAAACAAUAGUACCACACAAAUGAGAUCCCCCACACCUUCUGUGCGUGAUGAUGCCAUACAACCGCAUCAUGCAGCAGGAUCUGGCGUGCCAAUUGAAUCGGAUCGUCAAGUCGCGAACAGAAGCCGAUGGCAAACUAUGCUCUUGGAGGCGGGCGGAAUUGGCGCAGCGCUCAGCGAUGAGAGCAUGAAACGCCUGAAAUACUGUCUACAAUGGCUGCAGUAUGCUACCAAUCGGAUCGAUAGCCAAAUUGCCGUUUUGCGUGAGUUUCUAGAUUCACUACAACCUGGAGCUGGUACAACCGGGCCGCUCUUGCCUAUGCACAUGGAUAGAGACGCGCCUGUAUCGCCGGCCGCACUCGCACGGUUGAGCGCCGUAAAGCGGGAUGUGGUGGCCACGAUCCGGCAAGCUGUGGAUAUUGUCAGUCGAUAUGCCGGUGGAGCGUUGCCCGAACCAGCCAGAGGAACCGUUCGCUCUGUUCUCUUGAAUUUGCCCGAACGAUGGGCCAGCGCCGGUCAUUCUGCCAACGGAGAGAUAGAUGGACCUGGUCAUAGACGAAUUGUCUCGGGCUUGAGCGCUCGAGCGCCUUAUCCACCAAGGACAAAUACCACAGGCGACUCCGGCGUCUAUUCGGCCCGCCCCGGGCCCCGGCCACCACCCACUGCCGGUACUGCUGCUCAAGCAGCACAACGCGUCAUGACUCUCGCUACGGAGAGCCUCGACAUGAUGCGAGGUGUUACCGGAGUUGUCAAGGAUAGUCUUGACCGUGCUGAAGUCUGGGUCGAUCGUUUGCGCGUGGUCGGACUCCAACGUGGAGAGCAGGACGCGGAUGAGCUAAUGGGACCCCCUCCACCGCCCGAGUCGAACUUGGGUUCUUCGCACCAAAACGGGAUUCCUGGAACUCCUGCACUCACGUCCGGGUCUGGAUCCCCUCGAUCACUCUCAAUCGCGGCGCCGCUCUCGCCCAUGUCUUUCCCACACUCGUUUAGGGACGCUUUGGUUCACCCGCGCACUCAACCUCCUUCGGUUUAUUCGUCCUAUUCAUCCUUACCGUCCUCUGCUGCUCCUUCCAACGCCGGGAGCGAUACGGAAACGGAUGGUGACGGUGAUGACGAUGCAGCUAACAGCAUUGGCCACAUGAGCAGAAAGCGUCGCAAAGGAGGAGGGCGUGGUGCUAAGCGACUCAAGGAUACUACAAUGACCGAGGCAAAUGAUGUAAUCUUGCCUCCUUUGCAGAUGAUCGACUCCCAAGGCUAA